AUGGGAGACUGGCCUGUGGAAGCCGGGUCCCUUGAAGCUUACACGACUUGCAGGUACCUAGGAACCCCUCUAGCCCAGCCCCAUCGCUUGGGAGACUCGGACUGUGCCCGAGGGGUCGGCACGUGGUCAGUGUCAGUGACUGGAUUCGAACCCGAGCUGGGGCUCUUCCCCCUGUGCCGCAUCUGCUUUGGCACUGUCGGGCUCAGCACUCGGAAGCCACCACUUACCUCUUGGGGCCUCCCCGCCCUCAUCAGUCAGGUCGCCGGGCUGGACCGAGCGGCCUCCGAGCACCCGCCCUUCUCCACAUUCGCGAACCCGCCGGCCACCCACGAACCCCGCCUCAAGUCCCCCGCCCCCAACCUCCACCCUUGGAGCCCCGCCCCCGGCGAGCUCCGGGAGGGGGCGGGGCCUCCCGGGCGUCGCCAUGGCGACCGCGACAAGAUGGCUUCCUUGAACUCUGGGUUAGAGGGUCCAGACCACGGGGCGCUGAGUUCAGAGCAGAUCACACGGCUGCGCAAUUUCAAGAUCAGCACGCGCAUCGCGGACGAGAAGUACCUGCGCUCGCACAAGGAGGUGGAGCUGCUCUUGAGCGGUUUCUUCAGAGAAAUGUUUUUGAAAAGGCCAGCGGACAUCCAAGAGUUUGCUGCAGAGUAUUUCACAGAUCCAGAACUUCCCGGAAAGAUACAGUCACAGCUGCUAGAAAAACAAAAGCAGUAGCAAUGAGCAGAACUGUGAUUUCUGCUGUUGGAAGCACAGAGUCAUAUGAAGAUGAGACCCGCUCCAUCAUCAUGGAUUUGUAAGUUCCCCUGGAUUUUGCUUCUUGUGUGAUAAAGCUCUGCAUUAAAAACAGACUUCUCC
This is a messenger RNA of Dromiciops gliroides (monito del monte), 858 nucleotides long. RefSeq names its product regulatory subunit of type II PKA R-subunit domain containing 1 (gene RIIAD1). Lineage: Eukaryota; Metazoa; Chordata; Mammalia; Microbiotheria; Microbiotheriidae. The record is from RefSeq and is a predicted model, not a curated record.